Molecule: messenger RNA, 3789 nt
Organism: Oryzias latipes (Japanese medaka)
Lineage: Eukaryota; Metazoa; Chordata; Actinopteri; Beloniformes; Adrianichthyidae
Gene: pag1
Product: phosphoprotein membrane anchor with glycosphingolipid microdomains 1
Biological process (GO): intracellular signal transduction; negative regulation of T cell activation
Cellular component (GO): plasma membrane; membrane raft
Source: RefSeq, a predicted model, not a curated record
GUCCGCCCGCCCGGGCUGCAGUCAGUGUUGGCGGCGCAGCCACGGAGCGGAGCUGCGGGAGCUGAAGUCCUCCGCGGCUGUCGUGUUCUGGCCGAACCGCAUCACAGCCGACGCUCUUUCAGUGUAGCGGAGGGAGGGAAAAAAACGUCCAACGCUCCUGAAGCAGACGGAACCCACCAGAAACUAGCAGGCGAAUGCUGGUUUGUUUGGGACCACCGCAGAUCUCUGCCAAGGCCAAGACCGGACACAUCAUCCAAGGUGUCAAGCUGGUACCUGUCCGAUGCCUUCUCCCCCCACAGUGUGAUGUGCCAUGGCUCCGGCGCUGAGCGGCGUGUGGUGGGGCCCGGAGGCGGGUGUCGUGGGCUCGCGGGCGGCAGCUGACGCCGGCGCGGCUGUAGUGCCGGCGAACGAACAUCUGCUCCUGGUUGUCGCCCUCAGCGUCCUCACCGCGGUGCUGCUGGGCUCUCUGCUGCUGCUUCUCUGUGCGAGCUGCCAGGGGCAGAAAACAGCAGCAAAUACCCACGUAUUAGGGGACCACGAGAACCUCAUGAAUGGACUGUCGGAGAGAGAGACGGCCAGCCAAUCAGCAGACAGCCCUCAGACUGACGGGGCAGUCAGCACCUCGCACAACGGUCCUCUCACCAGCGGUACAAUUCUCACAGAGACACAGGACACAAGUCCCCAGUUGUCUGAAGAGAUGCUCUCCAGCCAAUCAGAGCUCAGGUCCUCCAAGUGUCAUCAGGAUCGAGAGCUUCCCAGCAUCCCUCCCAGUAAUGCCCUGAUAGGGGAGCAACCCCCAGCAUCAGGGGACAGCCCCUACGAGGUGGUAAAGGAGAUGGUAGUGGGCUUACGCGACGUCACCACCGAGGACUCACUAUAUGAGACUGUCAAAGAACUGAAAGACCCGCAUGUGCAGCCAUGCCCUCCUAAUGGUACCGUCAUUCAGCCGAGCCCCAAAGAACCCCCCACUCAUCCCGCUCCUAUUCUCAACGGCCAUGUCAGCCCCGGCACGCCUGAGCGAGGGCCGCUGUGUGACGGGGUGGAGUACGCCUCCGUGGACCUGAAAAAGAAGAGCCGCCAGAGCGCUGACAUGGAGGCCAAGAGGCGCUCCGAUCAUGCCGGCACUCCAUCCCAUACAGCUCUGGAAGCUCCGGAGGAGUUGCCGCCACCAGUACCAGAGAAGGUUCUGGACGAAAAUGACAACCAGCCAGCGGUUACAAAUGGGCUGGGAGGUGCCGGGCUGCAAAAUGGGGAGUUACACUCCCCCCUGUCUCCAGGCUGCAACAACCACAUUCUGUCAGACAAUGAGUCAACUCUGUUCUCUACGGUCUACAAAACGAACUGUGACAGUACUGUUAGUGAGGAAGACAAGGAGCACGACUACAGCAGCAUUGCGGAGAUCAAGGGCAUGGUCACGGCCUCCUCCUCCAGUGACCUCUACGCCACUGUCCAGGACUUCGACACGCCGCCUGACGAAACCCAGCCGCAGCAUGACCCUGCUCUGGAGAGCACGGAUCCCGGCUACGAAACCAUCCGCAUGCCAAAGUCUGCUAGCUCGGAUGACGACCACAAGGCCAGCGCGGAGGCAGAAAGAGAUGCCGCCAGGCAAGAACCUGACUACGAGAGUGUGGCAGAGCUGGGACUCUUUCCGGAGAUGUCCCGCCUUUGAGUCUGCUGUGAAACGAGCCGUUGCCUCAGGACACAAAAACACACAAAAUCUGCUUUUUGCAGCUUCGAAUAUCGAGGAGUGAAGUCCUCGCUGCAGCUUGGGUACAGUUAAUCACAUCCUAACCUCUUUCAUUUAUCGCUCUGGGUAAAAACCUGCGGUACUAGUUGGCCUUAACGUCAUUAUGGACUGAAAAGAAAUCAAAUCACAACACUUUAAACUUGACUAAACAAAAGAGACCAAGAUUUCAGUGCCAUAGAUUCAAGCACUUAUUUUGUAUGUGAAGGUUAAAUAAUCUAUUCUCUCUGCAGCUUAGCCUCCUCAUUGCCAUCCAUUAUGUUUUAUAAAGAUUUCACAAGGUUCCCUUUUACUUUUCUUCAAGUUCCUGGAACUUCCCUAGCAUUUUCCUGGGAUUUCAAAAACGAAACAACCAAAAAAAAAAGAUCAAACCUGAUCCACAGCUGAACACAGGCAGAAAUUUCUUCCCUACUGUCACAUCCAUGUCUGACCGUGAAAGGAUAAACGCCUGCAGAGAUAAAAGCAAACAAAAUAUGCACAGAAUUUUUAACAAGGUUUCAAAAAAAGAUUUGAAUCAUUUUUAGUACUUUAGAAAUUCAUUUUGACCCUUGUGAUUCAUAUUUAUUGAAAAUUGUUUUAGUGCUAUGUAAUUGUAUAAACAAAAUAUGUAUGUGAGAGAAGUUAGGAUAAGUUUUAUAGGAGUUUCAAAUGUUUGAAAAUAGGAUGCAAACUGAAAGGGAGUUGUGAGGUUACUGACUGUUGGGUACGUGUAACUAUUUAAGAAGACAAAAGGAAAAGCUGAGAUUUUUUUAUGGUUUGCACACAAGCUGCAGUACUUUAGUAAAGUUACUUAUUUGGUUACUGUUCUAGUCUCAUUCUUGGUACAAAAACUCUUCACUGGCUUUAAAGCACAAAUUUAUGGUACUGGAUGCUUAAUGAAAUCCACAAUCCAGUUACAUUCCUGCUCAAUUUGAACAUAUUAAAACUAUACCCAUCUUUUUGUAGCUUGUACUGAUGAAGUGCCAGUUUGGGCUUGUAUAUAGUGAAAAGCACUAUUUUAACCAAUUGUUUCUCGCUGGAUAUUUGAUGUUAACCUUAUAUUGUUCUGUGUCCAAAAUGGUGUCAUUUAAAUAUAAAUGUAUGAAGUGCACUGAUGUAUGUCAAAUCCGUCUGUAGGAAAUCUUUUUUACAUUUUUUUUUUCAUCCAUUGUGACUCUUCUAGCUACCAAAUCCAGUAUUGGACAUGGUACAACUCUUAUGGUACAACAAUUCUAAAAGAAAAAAAAAGUGUGGUACUAAAAGUUAUACUGAUGCUUAAAUAAUGUUUAUCUGUGUUUAGUAUGAAGUUAACAGCCUGUGAACCUUGCUGUAAAUGCUUUGCUGCCAUAAUGACAUAUUUCCAGCCACCUUAAAAUGCUGCAUUUUUUAUUUUAUUUUUUUCUGUAUCUUAGUUUUUCAUUUGACGUGCUGGAUCUUGGAUGCUGGCUAAGCCCAGCCUGACCACCACUGGAUUCAAAAAUGCUUUAAAAACAAACAAGCAUUUCCCUAUGUUGGUGGAAAAUUUAAAAACCAAUCCACUCCUGAAUGAAGAGAAGAAUCCCUUAAAAAUGCAUCUUAUUGUUCUCAUAAACUGACACAGCUAUUUGGACAUCAGAUAUAUGCUUGAUCAGAAAAAUAUCAUAAAGGACCUCCAAGGAAAUGGGAAAGGAGAUGCUUUAGUGCCAAAUCUAAUCACCACACACCGACCUUUGUUAAGAGACACUUACCUAAAACCACUUAAGCUCUCUAGCUGUGUGUGUUGAUCAUUUAAACCCAUGCACUCCUCUUAAGGAGGGGGUGGGGGGAGGCUCUGAUUGAAGGGUUCAGAAGCCCCCCUGAGCUGCUUCUCCCUUAGCUCUACUUCUCCCCUAAUGAGACUGUUUGUCCCACCAACGACCAGACAAUACCAUGCUGACACCGGCCUUUGAUCAAAGGGCAAAGCCUGUUUUGGCGGUUAUGAGCACAUCUGUCACUCCACUGUGUCCAGUUUCCAUCCUGUGCAUGUAAAUAUUUUAUGACGUGAUUCGUUUGACUCAAAUCUAAAUAAAAGAAAGUGUCUCAUGUUG